This is a messenger RNA of Botrytis cinerea B05.10, 1058 nucleotides long. RefSeq lists its product as hypothetical. Bases 284 to 805 code for a protein of 173 amino acids. Lineage: Eukaryota; Fungi; Ascomycota; Leotiomycetes; Helotiales; Sclerotiniaceae. The record is from RefSeq and is a predicted model, not a curated record. The transcript has a single exon. Gene Ontology annotation, cellular component: extracellular region.
GGGUUUGGCUUUGAUCUUACUGUAAAUCUACAAGUGUAAACUUCAAGUAAAGAAUGGGUAAUUGAGAUUGAUUAGUUCCGCCGAUCUUGGAGAUUUUAUGUUUUUGCAACUAUUAAUAUGUCUUACCUAGGUACCAACUAAUUGUAGAAGCAGACUAUAAGUACUGCAAUGCAACAUCCUCCAUGUUUUGGCAAGAUUGGUCGUUCUCUAUAUCUUCAUUCUUCAAAGACCAUAGUCACCACAGCCCUCUAGCUUCUGCACUUUGCAAAAGGAAACCACAAUCAUGGUACUAUUCAUCAAAACUGUCGUCUUCUAUCUUGCUACGAUAGCCCUCUCCGUCUCAGCUAGCGUUAAUCUCGACGUUCAAUCUCUCGCUGUGGAUGUAAGGAGUGUCGACGAAGAGGUUUCUUACUAUGAUGGCUCUAUUGGUAGCUACACUCUCAUAGACGCCGGCUUUACUACAGUUCACAACGGAACUCAAAAAGCAAUCGCCGAUACCAUUGUCCUGGUCCCAUCUGGACCAUCCGAGUUGCACGAAAUUGUGCAGCUGAUAAGUCAAAGCUUACGUCUUUAUAUCGUCCGACUGACGGAGGACUUGAAACCGAAGAAAGCAGACUUUGCGUCGAAUAAUCUUUUGUGGACCGUAAUCGCGAGAUUGGAAGUGAUGAAGAAUGAUUUCCAAACUUUCGAAAAAGCCUUGAGUGAGAAACCGUCUGAUGAGGAGUCACUGCCACGUAUGAUUGAAGCCGCUUUCGAUAGUAUUAAUAGUGCUGUGAUCGCUGCUAUUGAUUUUCUUGCUAAUUAAAUAUUAUCACGGCGCAAGGACAAGUCCUGAUAUAAUAUAUGAUCUUCCACAAAGAGGAAAGGAGGAGAUCGUGGCCAUUAAUAGAAACCCAAAUCCGUUAAGGAAAAACAUUACCAAACUCAAUAAUAUUCCAAUAAAAAACACAAACCCAUCUAAUCUCAAUAAGGCUGAAUCCCCAACUCCGCCUCUGGUGACCAAACCUAUCACAUUACCCAGCAUAUAAGACACGAUCUACAAAAUAUGAAACAUAUCA